This is a messenger RNA of Python bivittatus (Burmese python), 1268 nucleotides long. Its product is annotated as armadillo repeat-containing protein 12-like. Gene Ontology annotation, cellular component: nucleus. The record is from RefSeq and is a predicted model, not a curated record. NCBI's taxonomy places the organism in Eukaryota, Metazoa, Chordata, Lepidosauria, Squamata, Pythonidae.
GAAGAUUCAAAGGCCUUACCCUUCCGAUGAUGAUGUGCCAGAGUUGUCAUGAAGGGCCCAGGGCUGUCUUCAGAAUCUUACCAAAUUUCAUCUAUAAAAGUGACUGUUCCAGGAGAGCUCAGGCGACUUCUGAUGUCCCUCAGUCCCAACCUAGAUGAUGACACCAAGAGGAUGACACUUCAUAAUAUCGCUCAGUGUAUCUACUUGAAGGAAUCUGAGGCAAGUGAUUGCACCAAUGAUGACGUAAAAGUAGUGGCCUCUUUCCUGGAUGAUAAGGAUAAAGACACCAAAACUGAGGCCUUGAAUGCCCUCAAAGCCUUCACUGCCAUCUGGAGGUUUAAAAUCAAAAUCCAGGAAUUUGUCCCCAAAGUCAUUGAGAUAGUGACAAGCGACUGGGACAACGAUGUGCAAACUGCUGGUUUGAAGCUGCUGAAUGGGUUGCACAUACCGGAUGACACACAUGCAUUGCUGAGAACACAGCUUGCAAACUUUAUGGACAUUCUGCUCACAGCAAACACUUUGGCCAAGGUACAAGUUCUCAAAUUUCUUGAUACACUCACUGAGAAGGAGGACCUGCUGUAUGACAUCAUGAAUUGUCAGGCACCUGCUGAAUUCCUGAACCUCUUCCAGACGUCUCAACCUGGGAACCUGCUUUAUGAGAUACUAGUGUUUGUGGAACGACUUAGUGAAGGGCGCCAGUCUCCACAGUACCAGUCAAUGCAGUGGGAAUACAGCGAUAACUCCCUCCAUGAAACUAUCUUUGGCGACAAUUCCCGUCUCUCUGACCGCUUGCUGGCUCUCAUUAUCCAUCCUGAAGAGGAGGUGCAGUCUCAGGCUUGCAAAGUGAUCCUCAGCCUGAGGCUCAACAAGGAAGAAAGCAGGGCCAGCAUUGGGCAUAGUUUGGGGUCUGAGACCAGUGCUUACCCUCUUGAAUCCACUAGACAAAGCCAGGUUGCAGAUGCCUCCCUUGACGACCAACCUUUAAUUCCAACUGUCCCCUCCUCUGAUGCUCCUCAAAAUGAAAGUGGUCACAGCUUCGUACCGCUCCAGGGCACCAAUGAGACUGGCCAAAGCUUCCAUCCCCUUGAGAGAGCUGACCCCAGCUUCCACCCCCUUCAGAGUAUCAGUGUGGAGAGCAGUGGCCACGUCGUGGAGGAACCCAGGGAUAGCUUUCACUCUCCCCCAGCUGCUAGCUCAGAUGACAGUGACAACAGCAUUUGAAGGGGGCAGUUGUGCAGAGGAAAAAGAGACUAAUAAAUGUGUUGGCA